Eufriesea mexicana is the source of this 1524-nucleotide messenger RNA. RefSeq names its product serine/threonine-protein kinase pelle (gene pll). The record is from RefSeq and is a predicted model, not a curated record. Lineage: Eukaryota; Metazoa; Arthropoda; Insecta; Hymenoptera; Apidae. Gene Ontology annotation, molecular function: ATP binding; protein kinase activity; protein binding. The coding region runs from base 1 to 1524 and encodes 507 amino acids. Gene Ontology annotation, biological process: signal transduction; protein phosphorylation. Gene Ontology annotation, cellular component: plasma membrane. The transcript has 4 exons.
AUGAUUUCAUCAGGUUGUAUUGAUAAAAUUAAAUAUAUUUAUCAAUUGCCAUUUUUUGAACGAUCUCAUCUUUGUAAAAUACUCAAUCGAUAUGAGUAUUGGGAAGAACUUGCUGGAACAUGGAUGCAAUAUGAUGUGUUCACAAUACAAAGUUUGCGAAAAGAAAAGAAUCCAACAGAUGAAUUAUUAACAAUAUGGGGUCAUCACAAUCAUACCAUAUUGGAAUUAUUUGUUUUACUGUCUAGAAUGCAGCAUUAUCAAGCUAUGAUACCAUUAAAACCAUUUGUUGAAGAAAAAUUUCAUAAGUUACUUUAUAAUGGAGAAGGAAAUCUUCAUAGAGUACUUGGAAAACGUUUGAAUAAAAAUACAAAAGAUUUAAAAAUAGGAACACAGAAUUUUAAUCAAAUUGUACCACCAGAACCAAAUUUACCAAAAAUUAUUAUACAAGAAAAUACUAAAGAGGAAUCUCAUAAGAUUUUGAAUCAACCAAUGCAGAUUAUUCAUGUUGGAGUGACUCCAAGUAAUUCUAAUAAUUUGCUUGUUGCUUCUUUAGCAGUAGCAAAUCCUGUACCAGCUUCUUUACAACAUGUUCUAACUAAUGGAAAAAAAGAUAAUGAUGCAGGUAUUCUCACAACAGAAGCAACUAUACCCCAUGCUACUUAUAACGAAUUAAGUGUAGCUACUAAUGACUGGAAUAAAUAUAAUAUAUUAGGAAGAGGUGGUUUUGGGACUGUGUAUAGAGGUAUUUGGAAAAAUACAGAUGUAGCGAUUAAAAAAAUAGAAAAACGAGAAAUAGAUUCCGAUGAAAGUCAUAUACUUCAACUUCAACAAUCUUUAAGAGAAAUUAAAAUUUUAAACUCCUGUCGACAUGAAAAUAUUUUAGCACUAUAUGCAUAUAGUUUAGAUGGUAAAAUACCUUGUCUUAUUUAUCAACUUAUGAAAAAUGGAUCUUUAGAAGAUAGGUUAUUAGUAAAACAGAAAAGUCAACCAUUAUCUUGGAUUCAGCGUCAUGAAAUAGCCAAAGGAACAGCACGUGGUUUGCAAUAUUUACAUACGGUUGGAGAGAAGCCUUUGAUACAUGGUGAUAUAAAGAGUGCUAAUAUCUUGCUUGAUGAAAAUUUUGUACCUAGAAUUGGUGAUUUUGGUUUAGCUAGAGAGGGUCCUGAGAGUGAUUCUAUGAAAGUGAGUAAAAUUCAUGGCACUAGGCCAUAUCUUCCAGAAGAAUUUUUACAUGGACGCAAAUUAUCUACCAAAGUAGAUACAUACAGUUUUGGCAUAGUUUUAUUUGAAUUAGCUACUGGCUUACUAGCUUAUGAUAAAUCUAGAUUGGAAAAUAGAUUUUUAAAAGAUAUUAUUGACAAAUGGGAAGAUAAAGAUCUUUCUUUAUUAAUAGAUAAAAAAGCAGGUGAGAGAAAUAAGCAGGUGUAUAGGAAUCUAAUGAUGUUGGGAAAAUGGUGUGCUAAUCAUAUGGCACAAAACAGACCUGAAAUGGAUUAUGUAUUUAAAAAAUUAAAUGAUUUAUGA